UCACUAGCAGUGUCUCCUGUUCAGUACCAGGGACAGCAGCCUUUACCAUCCUUAUUCUGCUGCUAUAGGGUCCCUAUUGCAAGCCCAUCAAAGAAGGGAGGCUCAGUGACUGAGGGCUGAUCCAGACACAUAGAAGAUAGAAGCAUUAGCCUGUAUGCCAGCAGGUGGACUGGUCCUGUCUUUUGGGGAGGGGGAGCCUGGAUAUUUUGCUGUGGAUGGGACCAAGCUUCAUGCAGUCGGCCAUGGCUCUGGGAUUGCCAAGUAAAAAGUCAUCCUCGAGGAACAUUGCAGUGGAGAGGAAGAACCUACUGACUGUUUGCAGGUUUUCUGUGAAGACACUCCUAGAGAAAUACACGGCUGAGCCUAUUGACGAUUCCUCAGAAGAAUUUGUGAAUUUCGCUGCAAUUCUUGAGCAUAUUCUUAGCCACCGUUUCAAAGGUCAUGUCAGCUGGUUCAGCUCCGAUGGUCAGAGAGGAUUCUGGGAUUAUAUCCGAAUCGCUUGCAGCAAAGUCCCCAACAAUUGUAUCAGCAGCAUUGAAAACAUGGAGAACAUCAGCACAGCCAGGGCAAAGGGUCGGGCCUGGCUGCGUCUCGCUCUUAUGGAGAAACGAUUGUCAGAAUACAUUGUGAUGGCUCUCAGAGACACGCGGACCACAAGGAGAUUUUAUGACGACGGUGCCAUCUUGCUGCGAGAAGAAUCCUCAGUACUCACCGGUAUGCUAAUAGGCUUGAGUGCCAUCGACUUCAGCUUUUGCCUUAAAGGAGAAGGCAUUGAUGGCAAAACUCCAGCAGUCAUAGAUUACACUCCCUACCUUAAGUUUACACAAAGCUAUGAUUACUUGAGCGAGGAGGAGGACAGGGAGAGCGUGGGGGGGAGUAGCAGUGAAGACAGUUCACCGGAACAUCCUUACCUGCCCCUUCUUACUGACGAGGAGAGUUGGUACAGCAAGUGGCGCAAAAUGGAGCAGAAAUUUCGCAUUGUCUAUGCACAGAAGGGUUAUCUGGAAGAGCUAGUACGUCUGCGAGAGUCUCAGUUGAAGAAUUUGGAAGCUGAAAACAAGCGUCUUACUCAGCGGAUCAGUGAACAGGCAGAACAGAGUCUGCAAGAGAAGCAUCAAUUGGAGGGAGUAAUUCUGGAAUUACAAGAACAACUCACUGGCCUCCUCCCUUCUGAAACUGCCCCCAUCAAACAGUUCACUCCCAGCCUGGGAGCCCCUCUGGGAAACCAAUGGCCGUCACUGAGCACUCUUAAUGAUAAUGAGGCAUCAGUUAAGCCUUCGCUGUACAGGAGACACAGCUACCUGAGCACAGAACAUCUAUCUGCUGAGCUCAGUCUAAGCUCCGAGUUCCAGCGUGGAGAUGGUAAGCAGGAUGGCGAGCCCUGGGGUCCUAUUGGAAAGGAUCCUACACCAUCAAUGUUGGGUCUAUGUGGAUCUCUGGCUUCCAUUCCAAGUUGUAAAUCUCUGCCAAGUCUGAAAUCCAACGAAUGCCUUGUGAGCAACAGCAGUGAGACCAGCCCAACUGGAAGCCCUAGCUGAGCCCACCCGAUGGAGAACCCAGAACCAUUACAACCACAAAAAAAAAUAGGAGCCUAAGCUAAAACUCCCACAAUCAUCCCAUGACCAACCUGCUGAAAAGGCCACUGGCUUAGCCAGGAUAUCCCACCUAAUCUCCUAUCCACUUCCAGCUCAAAUGAAAUUGGGGGCUUCUGGACUGGGCACCUGCUGACUCAAGAAGAAAAAAAUUCUGUAACACAAAAUAUGCAACUGACUAGAAGUUGGGUCCCCAGAGUGAGACAACUCAUUCACCUUUUAACCCAAAAGUUCCCUAAAAAGCAGCACAAGACCUAAACUUCUAGAAGGUGUUGGCCAGAAGAAGACUUCAACAGCAAUUAAUUGGAAUUCAUGAGUGGAAGCCAUAAACACACCUCAUUCCUAAUCGUGUCCAUUACUGGUGUCCUAUUGUAAAGACUUAAACGCAUCACAUUCACUAGAACAUGGAAGGAAUCAGAACACCAAAUCAAGAGCUUGAGUUUACCCCAAAAUGCCUCAGUCCCGAGAGACCUAAUACCACCUAACAUAUUUUCCCAUGUGGACCUAAGUUCAUGAAUGUGGGAAGGGUGGAACUCGUCCUUUACUGAUUCCAUCAUAUAUUGUGUGUCACUGGUACCCACUAUGCGUGUCAUGGAAGAUGCUUCCUACAGUGGGAGCUUCUCCAUUAUGCCUAUUAAAACUGCAAAACUUUACAAGUUGUAUGGUUUACUGGGAUGAUGGUGGGGACCUAACACAGAAACCCACCCAUAUCUAAAUCUCUGUAUACACACAUACCCAGUAAGUCGACUGGGGAAUACUGACACCCUGCAGAAUAUCAACUAUAUAUUAGCCUAUCCCUCACGUUACGUGCAACAAAUCUUCAACUGCAACACUCAGAUGGUUUUAAUACCAGUCCAAGGCAAUUCAGUAUGCAGCAGUCUAUCAUCGGCUUCAGGUUGGGAGAAAUAGAGGGGUUUUGAGAAUCAGA
Molecule: messenger RNA, 2520 nt
Organism: Pelobates fuscus (common spadefoot toad)
Lineage: Eukaryota; Metazoa; Chordata; Amphibia; Anura; Pelobatidae
Gene: RUNDC3A
Product: RUN domain containing 3A
Exons: 11
Coding region: 216-1538 (440 amino acids)
Source: RefSeq, a predicted model, not a curated record